Messenger RNA from Vitis vinifera (wine grape), 2501 nucleotides. RefSeq lists its product as uncharacterized. Lineage: Eukaryota; Viridiplantae; Streptophyta; Magnoliopsida; Vitales; Vitaceae. The record is from RefSeq and is a predicted model, not a curated record. The transcript is spliced from 11 exons. Gene Ontology annotation, cellular component: RNA polymerase I transcription regulator complex. Bases 443 to 2437 code for a protein of 664 amino acids. Gene Ontology annotation, biological process: transcription by RNA polymerase I.
UUAUCUCUUCUAAUUCUAAAAUUCAAAAUGCCAACCCUUUCUUUCUCCACCCACUUCUCUCAUCGGGCAUCAAGAAGCCCUUUUCUGAAGUUGCCCUCCAGCCGAGAGAAUCCCUAAAAGGCCCUAUUUUCCUCUGCCACUCUCAAUCCUCGCAGUGUCAUUUUGAGAACACGGGGAACACGGGGAACUGUGAGGGGUCUGCGGAGCAAAAAUUCACAAUUUGAUACCCCGGAGACGCUGCGGAGGGAGAAGCGAAUCGAAAAACCGCAAUUUCGCAGACUCAGAGAUUGUGCCGACUAUGCUCUUUGUUUAUCUUCCUAGAAACCGUGAUUUAUUGACGCUGCGAUUUGGUUGAAAAACCAAAUUUUUGGCGAUAUUUUGCCUUUUGGAUGUUGUAAUCCCUUUUGCGUUGCAUGUUUUAUAGUUGACGACGGUAUGACUUAUGAUUUUGGUUUUGGAAGACAUUGUCCUAAGAGAACAGUUUCAGCAAUCUUUGGCUUUUCAUGUGACUGUGCUUUUCAUGCAUGAUUCAUGCGCAGGAGGGAGAGCACAGAUGCGGAAAAGGGAGAAAAAUGGGUACGAAGAUGUUGUUGCUAAGUGUAGCAAUGCGAAGUUUGAUGUUGGGAAAAUUGUUGACAAUGUUGAUUCCGAUGUUUCAUUGAGGCGCAUUAAGAGAAUUAUAUUAUCAGUAAAGAAGCCAUCCUAUAUUCGUAGGCUUCGCUCAGGUAAAUUACGACAUGAAGUUCGGUGUAGAUUACAAUAUCUUCUUAGUAAGCUUGUGGACCGGCACAAUUGGAAAGAAGCAAGUGGUGUACUAGGCAUGCUAUUAAAAGGAACGUGCAAGGACACUUCUCCCAUGAAUAAUCGGGUGAAAUAUUGGGUCACAAUGGAGCUUCUCAAGCAUAUAGAAAGUGACCACAUCAACCCUACAAGGAUUAAGCGCAUCUAUGAAACUUGGAUGAGAAGGAUUGGAUCAAUGAAAAAAUGGCCAAUUGAGGACAGAUUUGCAGUUCAAUUGGAGUACAUCCUUUUUUGUCUCACACAAGGUAAUAUCGAGGAAGCACACCAGGCUGCUAUAUGCCUCAUGCAAGAACGUGAUUUUGGGAGUGGCCCAAUUUUAAAUUUGGUUGUUGGAUUGGCAUUUUAUCAGCUGUGGUAUUUCACUAUCCCAAAAGAGAUGCAGCUGAGAGAUUUAGGUGAGUCGUGCACCCCUACGGAAUCAGAGAUGUCAGCAACAAGAUUCAGCAAUACUGUUGGAAACUCAGAGGGUUAUAGUGCAAUUGAUGUUCUCAAGGAAGAGUACUCCUCUGAGAGUGAUUCAGAAACCUCUGUUAGGAAUGAUAAAGGAAAUGCUGUUAAUGCUAAUAUUGAUCUACAUAGAGAGCUUUCCGAGGGGAUUAAUGAUAACCUACGGAGUGAAAAAUCCUUUCCCCAGCCUCAAGACUUCUACAUGAAUUCUGCUGGAAAUACUGGACAUGAAGAAACCUCUUUUCCUUAUGAUGGUGACAAUAUUACGCAACUUGCUUCCAUUUUCUCUGGACAUGAGAGAUGGGAUUCAUGGUUGUUGCCUCUACGGUUACCGCACUCAAAUGCAAAUUUUGAGGACUUAAUCCAUUUGCAUAGGGAGCUAAUCAAUGACUAUUAUAAGAGUGCAGUGAAGUAUUUAAAGCUUGCCCUUUACUCAACGCCUCCGAUAUUGGCUGCGCUACUUCCAUUCAUACAGUUGUUGCUGCUUGGAGGUCAAGUUAAGGAGGCCCUAAAUGAGCUUGAGAAGUUCUCCCACAAUUCAAACGCAACACUUCCUAUUAGAUUGAGGGCUAGUGUUCUGGAGCAUUUUGAUCGUGAAAACUGUGUGGGGCUCUCAACCUGCUUCGAGGAUAUUCUGAAGAAAGAUCCAACAUCUUCCUACUCAUUGGCUAAGCUUAUCAGCAUUCAUCAAAAUGGGGACUAUGAUGCUGCGUCGCUGUUGGAAAUGAUAGCUUUACAUUUAGAUGCUACCUAUGCAGAAUUCGACAUAUGGAGAGAGUUUGCUUUAUGCUUCCUCAAGCUUUCUCAAUGUGAGGAAGAUCGAAUGUCAGUUUGUCUUGAUGGAAAUGAAGGCAAACACAAGCCGAAGUAUGCUGUUCGCUUCAAUAGGAUUCCUAACAUAUUUAUUGAGGGAAAAUCAGGAAAGACUUGGAGAUUUCGCUGCAGAUGGUGGUUGACACGUCACUUUGGCAAGAACAUAAUCAAUUCUGAAGUUGCAGCAGGCAAGUUGGAACUCCUAACCUACAAAGCAGCCUGCGCAUUGCAUAUGUACGGACAAGGGUUUGAAUAUGUUGUAGGUGCUUAUAAUUGUCUGGACAAGGAAAAAAACAGGGAUAUGUUGUUGUUCUUGCAGAUGCACAUGCAUACUUCUACUGGAUUCUACUCAUAUUUUGGAGAGAGAACUAAAUGAAAAGAUAACUCGUCUCUGGAAGAGGUGAUUUCUUCCACUUGGUGAGUUACAUUUUCUUGGCUAA